CAGCGGAAUCGCCUAGCACAAGUGGACAAACAGUGCCGUUCGGCGACCGCCCAAAAAACAAAAGGGAGCGUCAAACAAAAAGGGGGUGAGCAGCAGAACCGCCCGACAUUUAGAGCAGAGCGCACUUUUCCGCUCAAAUCUACGGACGGUUAGAAAAUAAACGUUGACCGCUUAGCGGGUAGGUAACGAGUGAGCACGAAGAAAAUAACGCAGGGAUGAGACCAGAACAGCUGUGAAAAAGCGACUGUGGCGGCCAGGGGCAGAAGGGUAGACAGCGGUUAUUACGGGGACCGCUCAGCCAUUCGGUGUAAAGAGUAGCCGCCAAAACCCGCUGCUUUUCACGACUAAGGGGCAAUUGUUGGGCCAUAGCUGAGCGGUAUUGGGCUUAUAAGCCCAGGGCUUGUAAGCCCACAGAAAGCCCAAGGAGAAAGGCCCGUCGGGGGGCCCGAGAAGCGGACAUGGGGAACAGAGAAAGGAGGGCGGCCGCCCUAGGAUGGGACAGGUAGUAGGCCGCCUGACACAAGGAGCCGUUACUCGGUAUAGGGCGAGAUCUCCCCAAGAUACUCACCUCGAACUCCGCAGGACUGAGCAUUAAUUGCCCGCCGUAGGCGGUCUAGAUAAAGAAGGGUCGAUCUAGGACGCCUGACAAUGGCAUUUAAUGCCCGAAACCCAGACCAGAUCACUAUAAAUACAUUCAUAUCUGCAUUGAUGGUAAACCAACUACUCUCUCUCUCUCUAACCAUAAACACAAACUCUCUAUUCCAUCUCUAACUUAAGCAUCGGAGGGUGUCCAGGGCGACCGCCCAAGGACCCUUGUUUUGCAGGAGCAUUGGAGUACCCCAUCCUCUAGAACAGACGCAUCGCUCGUUCCUCUCAAGACCGCCUAGAACAUUCUAGGCUCAAACACAAACUCACCUCCAAGCCUCAAUUUCCCACUUACAGAACCACUCCAAGCUAGCAAUUGAUGCUGCCGUUGCUCGUUUCAACCCGAUUCCUCCUUCAUCCUCCAGAAACCCGCUCUGGGCUCGGAUUCCUCCCGACCCGGUUCUGCCGUCCAAUUCCCCGCCUGCUGCUACUCCUCCGUUGACCCCUCAAGCCAUCGAGGAGCGCUUGGCUGGCGUCCCAGUCUACGCCUUGAGCAACUCCCGCGACGAAUUCGUUCUGGUCUCUGGAGUUUCCACGGGAAAGUCUCUUGGAUUGAUGUGCUUCAAGAAGGAGGAUGCCGAUGCUCUCCUUCACCAGAUGAAGAGCAUGGACCCUGAAAUGCGCAAGGAUGGAUCUAAGGUUGUUGCCGUUGCUUUGAACAAGGUUUUCCAACUGAAGGUCGAUGGAGUUUCAUUGAGGUUGAUACCGGAGUCUGCCCAAGUGAAGAAUGCUCUUACUGAGCGGAAAAAGGUUGGACUGUCUGAUGAAGGGUUCCCUGGGGUUCCAGUUUUCCAGUCAAGGAGCCUGGUGUUGAGCAGCCAAACCAAGAACUACCGCCCUGUAUUCUUUAGAAAGGAGGACUUGGAGAAGUCUCUUGUCCGAGCUUCACGUGACCAGAAGAAACUAAAUCCUCUCUUCAGGGAUGGAGAUAUUCAGGUGGCUGUUUUUGAAGAAGUAAUCAAGUCCAUGAAGGAGAAUUCGGGUUCAACGUGGAACGAUGUAGUGUUCAUCCCACCUGGGUUUGACGUCUCCACUGAUCCUACCGCCCAGGAACAGGAGUGAAAACUGCAAGUUGGCGGAUCAUACGUUCGAGUUUCAACACCCAGCAUGUAGUGUGUAAUGUUCUGUUAAACCCUUUGGUUAGAAGUAGACAUUUCCUUCAUGAACAAGCAUCAUCGUGCCUCCAUCAGCAUGCUAACCGGAUUGUAUCGAACUUCAUGUUUAUUUCCUCCACUUUUUCCGCUGAAGUAAAUAUCUUCUAAAUGUGGCAAGAUCACCAUUUUUACAGGAACUGGGGAGUGAAUAGAAAGGCACCAUGAGAAUCGGAUCGGGUGGCAGGGAAGGUCAACCAGUGAAUCGUCCACCUUCCAUGCCAAUUCAAUACCAUUUCUGUUGCAGUCUCCCAUCCCUCUCUUGACCCAAUCAACCUCGGUAAAAAACAGUCUCCCAUGUUGCAUUUUUACCAUUUACCAUAACCCUAGAGUAUAGUAGUAUAUAAAAUCAUCUCAUCAUCAACUACCUAAAUCCAUUCAUCAUUCAAUCAAUCUCCACCAUCAUUACCGUUACCAUUACUACCUAGAAAAUAACUCCCUAGUAUCAUCACAUCAUCAUUAGCUCCACUAUUGUUCUUCCCAUCAUUCCUCAUAAUUCAUACAAUUAUACCAAAUUGAUUAAGAUUUGAUCAUGGGUUCUCUGCUUUGUUACCGAUGGUUAAAGUCACAUGAUCAUGGCCACCAUCACGAAGUGUUGGCGAUGGUGGCGAUUGGGGUGAUGAUCAUGUUGAGCAUAGGGCCUCAACGGGCUAUCGCGGCGGCACCAAACUUCUUUGAGGAUGUAGACAUCACGUGGGGCGGCGACCGUGGGAAAGUUCUCAACGGAGGCAACAUUAUCUCCCUUUCUCUCGACAGGAACUCCGGCUCGGGGUUCCAGUCCAAGCUCGACUACAUGUACGCCAGAAUCGACACCCAGAUCAAGCUCGUCCCUGGCAACUCAGCCGGCACCGUCACCGCUUAUUACAUGUCUUCACAAGGCCCCGUCCACGACGAAAUCGACUUUGAGUUUCUCGGCAACGUGAGCGGACAGCCCUACACACUCCACACAAACGUGUACACACACGGGCAGGGCAACAGGGAGAUGCAAUUUCGCCUCUGGUUCGACCCUACGAGGAACUUCCACACCUACACCGUCAUCUGGAAGCCCCAGCACAUCAUCUUCAUGGUGGACAACAUUCCAAUAAGGGUGUUCAAGAACCUUGUCAAGUAUGGAGUUCCCUACCCAAGGAAGCAGCCAAUGAAGCUCUACGCCAGCCUGUGGGACGCCGAGGACUGGGCCACGAGAGGUGGGCUUGUGAAGACGGACUGGACCAUGGCCCCCUUCACGGCCUACUUCCGCAACAUGGUGGCCCAACAGUACAAGAACUUCUCGCACAGUGGGAGCGGGUCGUUGAUGGAAGCAGGCCACGAUGAUUUGGGCCCCCACGCUAGGAAGAGACUGAGAUGGGUCCAGGCCCACUUCAUGAUCUAUAACUACUGUACCGACGCCUACCGGUACCCGCAAGGCCCACCUACCGAGUGCAAGCACGCCAGAGUUUGAGUUGAUUGAUCCAUCGAGUUCGCGAAUGCUGCAUAUUUUUCAUACCUUUUUUCGGUGUAUUGUUGUCGAGGCAUUCAUCGUCGGCAAUAGUGAUUGUGCUUCGAUAAUGUUGUUGCUCGUGCCUAGUUAGCCUAGUUAUAGGUUUACAAUGUUGUCUUUGUUUCGAGUAAUGAUCAAUAUGUUGCACCCAUCAAUUAUGUUGUUGUUCUUUCAUCGUCAAAAGCAUACUUUAAUCUUGAUUGGUAGAAAUUCGAAUUAUCCAUUUUUUUGUCGUUUCGACU
This is a messenger RNA of Linum tenue, 3518 nucleotides long. Lineage: Eukaryota; Viridiplantae; Streptophyta; Magnoliopsida; Malpighiales; Linaceae. The record is from the annotation of a GenBank genome assembly.